Molecule: messenger RNA, 1103 nt
Organism: Mytilus californianus (California mussel)
Lineage: Eukaryota; Metazoa; Mollusca; Bivalvia; Mytilida; Mytilidae
Exons: 4
Coding region: 94-522 (142 amino acids)
Source: RefSeq, a predicted model, not a curated record
UGAAUUUAUAAUUGUAUUCGUGAGAUCAAUGCGUUUUAAUUUAAAAAAUUGUACAGUUAACCAGAAAUAGCGAUAUGCUUAAAGGUUAAAAACAUGACUGGUUGCAAACUUUUAGAAAGACAUUUUGCGUAUAUUUUAUUUGAUUUAAUACUAUUUAAAUAUACGUUUGCUGGAGAAGUAUGUACGUAUACCUAUAUGGACAGCAACAGAGAAAGGUUUGCCCACCACUAUUGCACCACAGGCUGCUGUGGGAGUUAUGGAGGUUUCGUUUGUUGUGUAAAGGAUACAUACUACAAGUAUUUCCGAGAUGAAAGACGACAACCAGCUGACAAAAGUUUAAGCAUAGAAGCUAUAGCUGCCAUAGUGACGGGAAGUAUUGUUGGUUUAUUAGUUUUCAUUGGAAUUGGAGUGGUACUCUAUAUAGACUACACAAGAAGAAUAAUAUGGUUCAAACCUGAAGCAUCACCAGUGGAAAAAGAUACAAAGUCUACAAAGGAGCCAUUGAUGGUUGAUGAAAAUUAGGAUGAAAGAAAUGGAAAUAGAUGCAUUGAAACACACGGUUAGAUAAGAAGGAUAUGAUUGUAAAACUAUGAAUGUUUUGAAUGAACAAUUCAAGAACCAAGAGACUGAGUAAUGAAGAGUUGAUGUGUUAUCUGAGUCAACCAAUAUUCAACAAUUGAUCAUGUCAAGUAUUGAAAACAAGAGAUCUCGAACACUGCAUAUAAUUCUCAUCUUAACUGAAUAUUUCCACUAGAGACAGGUCUAGUCGACUGUGUUAUAUCAUGGAAUAUUAAUGUCUUUAAUUUUUCUUUUUUUUAUUUGUGUUUAAAAUAUCUAGCAUACAUAAACCAAAAUCUAUAAGCUGAUCUCAAUAAAGCCUAUACGUUCCACUGACCGACAUUUGCUGUCGAAGGACUGAGUGAUUAUAAGGUUAUUGUAGCCAAAUAUUGGCGUGUCUGUCGAAGUCAUAUAUCAUUAUGAGUUAUUGUGUGUUUUCAUUGUAAACGUUUCUUCUCGCAUACUAACAUUAUGAUAAUAAUUGUACUAUGAUGUUUAUGUACCUUGCCUGACAAGGUUUGUAAAAAUAUAUAUUGUCUAUAUAA